Capsella rubella is the source of this 2372-nucleotide messenger RNA. RefSeq names its product disease resistance RPP13-like protein 4. NCBI's taxonomy places the organism in Eukaryota, Viridiplantae, Streptophyta, Magnoliopsida, Brassicales, Brassicaceae. The record is from RefSeq and is a predicted model, not a curated record. The coding region runs from base 125 to 2224 and encodes 699 amino acids. The transcript has 2 exons.
GAUUAAGAAAUGCAGGUUCUACGGAUCCUUCUGCAUAUUUUGACUUCAACUGGGAAAGCCGUCCCAUCUCGAUUCGAGCAUGUAUGUAUGUACUCCAUUUGCAUGAACUGAUAAGGACGGAGUCAUGAGCCGCGACGAGUUGACGCAAUCAGCUAGUGUUGGAACUACAAUUGAUUCGAUCAUCAACAUUGUAAAUAAACUACAUUCAGCUAUACAACUUCAAGAUACUGAUGAAUCAGUAAAAGGAGAACAUACUCAGGAGCAUGUGUUACCUUCCUCUAAGAGCAUUGAUGUUGAAAUCCGAAGGGAAGAAGAAACAUUGGGGACGCAGCAAAAAAGUGGAGGAGCUAGUUUGGAAAGAAGUAAAAGUGCGCCUCCUCAGACUCCCACUGAUCUUUUGAAUCCGAUUCGUAAGCUACAGAUUGCUCUUCGUCGCUUAAAGCGUAAAGUAAGAUAUAUGAAGAGACUUCAGUUAGAUGUGGAUAAACAACUGGAUUUGCUUAAUGGUGAGGUUAAUAGAGUGGAACCCUCUGAUAGGAGUUUAACCAGUAAAGACUUGACAGUUAUCACCGCCAAGGUUUUUAACUUGAUAAGGAAGGUCCCUAUGUCGUCUGAGAGGCAGAAACAGAAGAAAGCAGCACCAGAUGAUCAGGACGGCGACACUAUUAAAAAACGCAUUGUUUGCUUGCCCGGCAUCCAUGCAAAUGAAGAAGUUCUCAAAAGGCUCGCGUUUUUCAGAGAUGUAAAACGAAAAUUCGAGGGUCUUAAAGAUGAUGAACAGAGGAUCUGCCUGCUGAGCUUCGCUGUGUUCCCGGAGAACAAAGAGGUGGAUAGAAAAAUGCUGAUGUAUUGGUGGAUGGGGGAGGGAAUUCUGACUGUUUCAGAAGCUGAAGGUAAAGUGAAAGAGAUCCUUAAUAAUUUCAGGGAGGAGAACUUGAUUGAACCAGUUGAAAACAAACGAAAACUGGAGCCAAGUAGCUAUAAGAUGAACCCUUUUGUGCAUGCUUCACUGGUUCUCAUCUCCAAGAAGAUAGGGCUUUUUGAUAUGUAUGAUGAAAAGGAGAAGCCAAAUAUGCAGAAGUCGGACUUGAACAAGGUCUGCCUUGUGGAAGGGUCGUCAUUCCAAGAGGAAGCAAAAAGUAGAACAAAACUGGAUCCAGAAAACAUCGAAACAGUGUUCAAUGUUUCUGAAAGGUUCCCGGAAUUCACACGCAAGUGGUUCACACGUAUGAAGAAGCUCAAAGUCCUUUAUCUGGGUAGGUGGGAGAGAAUCGACCCCGAGGCUGAAAUGGAGAGGGAGAGAACCGACCAAGAGAUCGAAAUGGAUAGCCGCCGAGUUAUGAAAGAUUUGGGUUCCUUGACGAGGUUAAGGUUUUUGAGUUUUCAAGGUAUCUCAACCAUUAACAGCCUCAGCCGUUCUGCUUGCAAGCUCAACAAGCUUGUAAUCUUGGACCUCAGGCACUGCUAUAACAUGGAGCAGCUUCCAGAUGCCAUACAUAAGCUCAAGAAUCUAGUCUACUUGGAUUUGACUGGCUGUGAGGCCUUAGAGAGCAUUCCUGUUGGAUUGUCUAGGCUAGCCAAUCUAGAGGUCCUCAAGGGAUUUGUGCUUGGUGAUGCUGAUACAGCAAAAACCUGUAAACUGGCUGCUCUGAAGCGCUUAAUGAAUCUUAGAAAGCUUAGUGUUACCGUACACCGAGAAGGUUUUCCUUUGGAUAAGUUGAUAGAUGAUAUAAAAGAUUUCAAAGUACUGGAAAACCUGAAAGUGCGGUGGGGAAGCAAAGUUAUCCUAAAAAAGAAGCACCCAAACAAAGAUGAGAAAGACGAGCAGGAGGAGGAUGAGCGAAGUUGGCGUGAUAUUAAGGAACUUCCAAUACAGUUAAAGAAGCUGUCCCUGCAGCGGUUUCCUGAUAGGGAACUCCCAAAGUGGCUUUGGCCUCAGAACCUUCGUUACCUGGAAAAGCUCCACCUUGGAAGUUCGAAACGUGUCAAAGGAUUUGGUACCUUACCAGGAGAGCCAACAAAAUGUCCUGUUGGGGUUUUGCGUCUCACGUCACUGAUAAAGCUAAAAGUGGAAUGGAGAGAGCUGAAUAAACUCUUCCCAAAUCUGAGGUUGUUGGAGAGCUAUGAGUGUCCCAGAGUAACAUUCUGCCCCUGUGAUCGAAACGGAAUCUGGAGACCUAAGAAGAUCUCUGAGAAGAAUGAUGGCUCAACGACAAUACUUUAAGAUCUGACGUCCCAAACUCUUAUAUUGAUUCAAUGACUCUUGUUUCAUAUUUGAAGACUUACUUGAUUGUGUUGUUUCCCAUUUUUAUAUUUCUCCGUUUCAAACGUUUGCGAGAAUGAGCUUUUAAAAAGUAAGUGAUUUCAAGCGA